Amaranthus tricolor (Joseph's coat) is the source of this 696-nucleotide messenger RNA. RefSeq lists its product as uncharacterized. NCBI's taxonomy places the organism in Eukaryota, Viridiplantae, Streptophyta, Magnoliopsida, Caryophyllales, Amaranthaceae. The transcript is spliced from 3 exons. The record is from RefSeq and is a predicted model, not a curated record. The coding region runs from base 124 to 414 and encodes 96 amino acids.
UUCUUUAGUCGUUUCCAAUGUCGAUCUCCAAACACCCGGCUGCCCGGCAAUUCAAAACCUCGCACGGCUCACCAAUUGAUUAGGGUUUUUUCUCUCUCUAUCUUCUCAACUUGAACGAAAAAAAUGGCAACCAUGGGAAUAAGAUCAGCCAUUGCAACCGGAGCUAGAUUCAUGGCGGUUCCAUCAAGAUCAUCAUCUUCCAUUAAUGUCGCUUCAAAGCUUAUAUCUUCCCCAUUUUCAUCUUCAUCAAAUAGAGCCAUUUCCUCCGCUUCUAGGUUGGCUUCAAUGUUGGGAAUGGUUGAGUCACAAAAGCCGCUUCAUAGUGCAAUUGCAUCUGCUAGGCUUAAGUCAAUUCUUUCUCUUGAUUCUAGCUGCUGGAGUCAGCUUUCUUUAGGAUUUGCUUUGCCUUUCUGACGACCUCUGCCUCAUCUUUAUGGGACAAUUACCUGAUAGGUGUUUGAAAGUUGUCAUAAAACAAGAAUGGCCUUGUGGCACUUUAAAUUUGUUCCUUGAGUCGACUAGUUCUUAUUUUAUUUUCCUAAGCAUUUUGAGACAUGAAGCAUAUGUAUUGUUUGUCUUCAUUUUGAUGGGCCUAAGUAGGUCAUAUUCUCAGCCGUGUACUGAACUCGAGAGUAAGAUUUAGGGGUUGUUUGGUAUUUGCCAUGAAAUGGAAAGAGAUUGGUAACAAAUAAGAUA